CUUGUGGCUCAUCGCCUUCCAGAAUCUUGAGAACACAAGGCAUCUCGGGUCUGCAGUUUGGGUCCCGUUGUGUGCACAGGAGACCAAAUUGAAUGCAUCUUAGUGCUUCAUCUACUGGAAAUGCACCUCCAAUUUCUUAUUGAUCACUGCUCCUUCCAGACAUGACCAACUCGAUGACGCCUUCUUCUAGAGCAGGAGAAGAGAGAUGAAUGACUGAGUCAAGGAGGUACACAAAUUCUUCCUUGUGCCUAUUGCUGAUAUUGGUUUAGACUCUGAUUUGUUGGUCAAGGUCACCAUGUAUUGCACUGUGGAGCCACUGCAAGUCAAAUACAUGGCUUACAGUAAGAGAUGAGCUGUAUCUAUCUGGAACCCACUUCAGAUAUGAGAACCUGUGUCCAAAACGGAGUUUGAUCUAGCUGAAUGAAAAUUUUGUAGCGAAGGUGUCCGAUUUUGGCUCGACCAAAACAGAAGAUAGAAACUAGUUACAGAUGCACAAGAAAUUACAAUCUUUCUUGUAUUGUUGCAUAACAAGAUAUAAUUUUGUGGAGACAAAGUGACAGAGGUCAACCACGACUUGAGAAAAUAUGAGCACAAAGGACCCACCAACCUUGACAUUCUAAUGAAAUUUCAGGUGAUGUUUCGAUCAACUGUGGCUCAACCGGAGCUUCUGCAGCACGCAACGGUCGCCAAUGGCUUGGAGACCUACGCCCUAAACCCUCCCUAUUUCUACAGCUAAGGGGCUCACCAGCCGCGUCAGAGCCCAUCCAUCGCUUGAGCUGUGCUGAUCCUGUUCCGUACAAGACGGCUAGAAUCUCCCUUUCGCAAUUCUCAUAUGCAUUUCGGCUCAAUAAAGGGUGGUGAAAUUGGACUCCGAGUUGUUGGUGAGAAUUCCAUGGUUUAUGUUGAUGACAGCACUGCACUUGAGAUAGUCCAUCGGCUACAUAUUAAACCGGAUCCUGCUCAAUCUGCUGAGGGUUUUGAUGGCGUCUUUCCGAAAUGGGCUACACAAAGUGCAGAGAAGGUCAGAAAUAAAACGUGGAAAGUGCCGGUGGAGGUAGGAUUCAGGUACUUGAUCCGGCUUCAUUUCAAGAACGAAGGCGUUGGUGGUGCAAUGUUUAAAAUCCUUAUCAAUGAAAUGAUAGCUGAAACUGUGAGGGGAAGGGAUCGAGAUAACAUUGUCUUGUAUAAGGACUACAUGGUGGAUAUGAAAGGGCGGAAACAAAUUAGCAGACGUGAGAUCUUGAUUUCCCUCCAAUCAUUUGGUGAACUUGAAGUUCUUGCAGGAUUUGAAAUAGUUAAGCUGAGCAAUCCUGACAACAGUCUAGCUAGUCCAAACCCCAUGCCUCCACCUCAGGAGCCACGGUCUCGUAUUCUCCAAAUUUUGAUCUCUGUUCUUGGUUAUCAAACUGUGAGUGCAACUAUUGCUAUAGCUGCAAUAUCUCUAUUGAGUAUCAUUCUUCAUGAACUGCGGGAGAUUUGGGAAGCUAGGAGCACCGAGGAUGAACAUAAGCCAUCAGCCAAGGCUGAGAGACUUUGUCGCCGCUUUUCACUAGCUGAGAUCCAAUUAGCCACUAGAAAUUUCGAUAGUGGACUUCUAAUUGGAAGGGGUGGAUUCGGUAAAGUCUACAAAGGCUUCAUUGAUAGGGGACAAACAACAGUUGCUGUAAAGAGGCUAAAGUCGAAUUCCAGGCAGGGGGCACUUGAGUUUCUUACAGAGAUUGAAACACUCACCGAGCUUCGACAUAUCAAUCUUGUCUCUCUGAUUGGUUACUGUAGUGAGCUAAGGGAAAUGAUUCUUGUUUACGAGUUUAUGAUUUCUGGUACACUGGCUGACCACCUCUACAAACUUGGAAGGUACAACAGUAAUCAUUCUUCUCUCAUCUGGAAGCAACGGUUGGAUAUCUGUGUUGGAGCAGCACGAGGACUUGAGUAUCUUCAUACUGGCCAUAGGGUCAUACAUCGUGAUAUAAAGGCUUCGAACAUCCUUCUUGAUGAAAAUUUUGUAGCCAAGGUCUCAGAUUUCGGCUUGGCUAAACCUGAAGACAGGUUGCGGAGCCAUGUAAGCACAAAGGUUAAAGGAACAUUUGGGUACUUAGAUCCAUAUUACCUCAACACUCAAAAGCUUACCAGGAAAAGCGACACAUAUGCUUUUGGUGUGGUUUUGUUGGAGGCAUUGUGCGGUAGACCAGCAAUUGAUUCAUUUGCAAUAGAGGAUGAGCGGAUUCUAACCAGGUGGGCUCGAGAUAAGAUUGAUCGGGGAGAAGUUGAUCAGAUUGUUGAUUCUUCCCUCAGAGACGAAAUCUCAGUAAGCAGCCUGAAGGCAUUUGCUGAGAUUGCUAAUAGAUGUUUGCAUGAUGAGCCAGAGAAAAGGCCAACCAUGGCUCAAGUUGUGGUACAACUUGAGUUUGCACUUGAUCAGCAAGAGAGUAAACAACGAGCGGAUAACGUUGCUAAUGAUGUCUAUCCAUCUAUUGAAGACAGUCUAUCCUCUGAAGAUACUGAGGAAAAGACAUUUACUUCUCCUACCAAACAGACUAACUCAUGUUACUCUCCAACUGCUAAAGGAGAUGGGAAGAAACCAAAAUCACGCCAGCCGUUGAGAUUCUGGACUUGGGGUGCCUUCAGGAACAGGAUAAAACCAUCUAAGAGAAAAGAGCUGAUUGGCUUAAUAUCAGAACUUAGUGCAUCAUACAUUAAAUUGCCAAAGUUUGAUCUGACCAGCAUUGCCACCGCGACCAAUCAGUUCUCCGAUUCACAGAAGAUUGGAGAUAGCGUGCGAUGUUCUGUGUAUAAGGCUGUAUUACCAACAGGACAAACAGUUGGCAUUAAAAGGUUUUCUUUAUCAUGGCUUGAUCUCAGUGAGUUCAAAAAUGAGAUUUUUUUGACGUCCAGAUUCAAUCACCACAACAUCAUUAAUCUACUUGGUUACUGCAUUCAUGAAAAUGGAGAGGCGAUCUUAGUCUAUGAUUACAUGGCGCAUGGCACGUUAUUUGACCAUCUCCACAACUCGGGGAAUUCCCCAUUCACAUGGAAACAACGCCUUCAAAUUUGUAUAGAUGCUGCCAAGGGAUUAAGCUAUCUUCAUACUGGUUUUGAAUACCCUAUUAUCCACCGCAAUAUUAAGUCCACCAGUAUACUACUGGAUGAAAGAUGGAUUGCCAAACUGUCUGAUUUUUCCCAGUCAAGAGCAGGGCCCUCAGCUGAGCGCGACACCCAUUUUAACACAUUGGCGCAAGUCACCUUAGGUUACCUGGACCCCGAGUACUUCCAAACUUCUCGGUUGACAGAAAAGUCUGAUGUAUACUCGUAUGGUGUGGUGUUGUUUGAAGUUUUGUGUGGUAGGAAAGCAAUGGAUAUAAGCUUAGAAAUAGAACGGAGGAACUUGGCGACCUGGGCAACAUCAUGUUUCAGGAAAGGAAAACUUGAAGAGAUAGUUGAUUCUAGCCUCAAUGGCGAUAUUUCUCCUGAAUGCUUGAAGAUAUUUGCUGAGACAGCCAUUGCAUGCGUGGAUCUUCAAGGGGUUGAUCGGCCAGCUAUGAGAAAUGUUGUUCGCGUUUUGGAGUCUGCUAUGCAUCUGGUGAUAUUGCAUUGGAGCCUUUUUAUCCUAAAAUGGCACCUUAUAUCUCUGCAAAGCGUAAAGGAGAAGAGAGAAGGGGACGAAACGCGUCCUAAUGCUUACGGGGUGCCUUCAGCUAUUCCUGUCUCUAGUUCGUAUUGAUGCUGUAACAAAGUCCUGGAAAAUCCGAAGUCUGAAAUUUUAGGAACCAUUUCACGGUCCAGUAAUAUAUUGCUUGAUUUGGGAUCUCCGUGAAUGACUCGCACUCCAGAAUGUUGAUGUAGAUGAACUAGUCCUCGAGCUAUCCCCUUUAGGAUGUUGAAUCGUACUGGCCAUGGAAAGUUCCGCUUCUUCUCAUCAUCUACGAUUGAAAUUUAUCAUGUAAAGUUGUAGCUCAAUAGCACUGAUAUAUAGUAUUACUAAUAUCUUGUUGAGACAGAGAUAAAUGAGGUGGUGUAUAGAUUAUGAAGAAACCAACCGAUAAAUGUAUCUAGACUUUUGUUUUCCAUGAA
Molecule: messenger RNA, 4068 nt
Organism: Salvia hispanica
Lineage: Eukaryota; Viridiplantae; Streptophyta; Magnoliopsida; Lamiales; Lamiaceae
Source: RefSeq, a predicted model, not a curated record